UCGAGUUUUGUAACAGCAAUGCGUAACAUACUAACUGGAAGUCUAACCAUCUUGGCCCUGCUGCUGAGCAGCUGCAGCGCCACCAACUACUGCGCCAAGAGCUGCGGCACCAAUCAGAAUAUUGGCUGCAACAACAACGGCGCCUGGGCCAGCAGCUGCCCAAGUGACAAGCAGCUGCUGACGCUGACGUCGGCGCAGAAGGCUGCGAUUGUCGACAGGCACAAUCAGCAUCGCAACUUUAUUGCCGGCGGUGGUGCCAGCCAUUUGAGUCGCGCCUGCCGCAUGGCCACCAUGCGCUGGAACGAUGAGCUGGCCUAUCUGGCCUCCCUAAAUGUGCGCAGCUGCGAAAUGAAGCACGACAAGUGCCGCAAGACCGACGCCUUUGACUACGCUGGACAGAAUCUCGCGUGGAUGGGCUGGUUUGCGCCACUGAAUGCCACCGCUGAGGUCAUUCGCGGCGUGGACAUGUGGUACGCCGAGGUCAAGGACACAAAGCAGUCGCACAUCGAUGCCUAUCCCAACAAUUACAAUGGUCCUGCCAUUGGCCACUUCACCGUUAUGGUCGCUGAUCGCAACACUGCCGUCGGCUGUGCCGUCUCCACCUACUCGGUGAAGAAUCAGAGCUACAAGGCCUUCCUCAUGGCCUGCAAUUAUGCCACCACCAACAUGAUCGGCACCAAGAUGUACAACUCCUGCUCCUCGGCCGCCAGCAAGUGCACCACGGGCGUCAAUCCCAGCUACAAGUUCCUCUGCAGCGCCAGCGAGAACAUCAAUCCCAACAAUCUGAACUAUUAAAGCGUAAAGUCCAAUAAAGUCCCAAGCAAGCCACAGCGCA
This is a messenger RNA of Drosophila busckii, 835 nucleotides long. RefSeq names its product antigen 5 like allergen Cul n 1. The transcript has 2 exons. The record is from RefSeq and is a predicted model, not a curated record. The coding region runs from base 19 to 795 and encodes 258 amino acids. Lineage: Eukaryota; Metazoa; Arthropoda; Insecta; Diptera; Drosophilidae.